Pseudo-nitzschia multistriata is the source of this 3403-nucleotide messenger RNA. The record is from the annotation of a GenBank genome assembly. Lineage: Eukaryota; Bacillariophyta; Bacillariophyceae; Bacillariales; Bacillariaceae.
CUUAAAUUUUACAGAGCUCAAAGAUAAGCGGAGCAUCGUUUCGACUUUUUUUAGAUCAUGGCAAGGGUAAAACUUCCUCUUUCUUCUCGCGCCGAUCGUUGUAUGUCUGCGUGGGUGAGCGUAUUCGGGCGUUUUGAUCGAUAGCGAGACCUUGGCGCUGUAUCUUGGAAAUGCGUUUGCGGAGACACCGUCGUCAUAUUGCUCCUGCCGAAGUCCUUCGUAGCGAGACUCCCGAGCUCUACGUCGGGCUUGUCUUCCGCGCGGCCGAUUUCUUUGUUCAGUCUAUUCUCGGUCUGCAUAAACGUGUUUAGAUCGACGUGUUUCGUUGCGGCUCUAUCGGCUUUCUUCUUUUCCACCGACUGUCGGCCGCACAACGGUGGGUUAAAAGGCCACCCGAGGAUGAACGGGUUUAAAAUAACCGGAAUGUAAAAGGCACUAAGUGCCAAGAACGCAGAGGGCCCAGCAAAUAAAAAUGUUUCCAGCUUGUUUUCUGGCCACUCGUUAUAGUUCCAGUUUGCGUCCUGCAACACCACGAGAUACGAUAUAAUCAGUAAGUAGACGGCUACACCCCAAGAUCCAAUGUUGAAGCGAGCCAUGUCACCAAAGGCGAUGCAUCUCGUGAUCUUGAUAGAGUCCUUGUUUGUCGCACUGCAUAUAUUCGGUCGAGCCAACAAGUGAUCCAUCGAUCCGAGGAAGAAAUAAUUACCCAUUACCGAAUAAAACAUUACUUGAAAGCACAUGCAAUAUCGAAUCAGUCGCCAGCAAAGAUAGAUCACACCGUGGUCACGGUACUCGGGAAAUAGCAACUUGUUGUUCGACCACUUCAUCUUGAUCAUCGCAAAUAGAAAGGUGGUGUACCCGAUGAUAUAGUAGCAAACCACGGAAAGGACCAAUACACCGGCACUACUAAAGGCAGAAAGGAAUUCGACUUSGCUUUGAACCCCACAAAGACGUGUUAUGGCUGCAAUGCUAAAGACCAGGAUAUAACAACCACCGCUUGUGUAUCCAAAGAGGUAGGACGUUAGGAAAACCUUGUAAUAGCUCGGAAUGUCUGAUUUGAGAAAUGUCCAGAACAAAGGUGUGAAUGGUCCGUGUCCGAGCCAGCUGUUGAACGAAUUGAACAUGAGCUCGUGAGCUCCAAGAGCAAAUUUGCGGUGGCGCCCAGCUUCUUCGUCAAAAGUACGCGUGAUGCCCUCUUGGAAUUCGCAAUUGGGAUAAUUGACGUAUCGACCAUUAAAACCCAGGUUGUAGAGGUGGAUCAUCAGUUCGAAAUCUUCCGAAACGUGAGACUCGGACCAGUAUUCGGUGCUUCCGUGAUCUUGAAGGUUGAAKGAUCCAAUCUGAAAGUCGAAACAGGAGUAAGUUUGAAUUGUUAGAGCAGAAUUCAUUGGUUUUCGUCCMGWUUGUUUACUGUUGUGAAGCAAAGUUUCAAACUAUUGAAUUGAAGUAAAAUAGUACGCAGAAUUAAACUCACCUGUUCGACCGAUAAAAAGGGAAGACCGAUAUUUUUCAACCAUCUCUGGGCCUUACGGAGGGUUCGAAUCCGACCCGUCGCUUUGAUCGCCUCGCUACGGAGAAUGAUAGAGUGACCAACCAGAGGCGGGUGGCAUCCCAAUAUCGAGCUGAGCAAAAAGUGCCCCAUGUAGAGGGCAUCCGUGUACGACGAAAGCAUGUUAAUGUAGUAGGACUCGCGUCGCUGGUCGUCCAAUGUUUUGGUGGCGUGCUGGGUGAAACCCAAGUGCUUGUCGUUUAGAAACUCCGGAACCGUCUUGAUAAUGACGGAUUCGGCCAUGCGGGCGUCCGCGUCGUUGAUGAGCUGGAGGUCACCGAUUUCAAUGUCACCACCAAACAUGACGAAUCGCGAUCCGUCAGAGUUGUGGGAGUUUUCGAUGAGGGCUUCCUCGAAGGUAAUGUCGUCUAUUUCCGACAGCUGUUUCGCUCCCCAUGCCAGGCGCAGGUGCGAGUUGAGAUUGGACGCCUUCUUGAACUUUCCGCGCCUGUCAAACGUCGAUCGGGCCACAAAACCGAUCUUGUGGUGAUAAUAGUAGAGCAUUCUGUGAAAGACUUCGUAGACGGCCUUGCUGGAAAGUCCCUUCAAAUGGCGGCGAGAGGGCUUGGGGACUUUUUGCAGGAGCUGGCUGAGCUUGAAGUAUUUUCCAUUGGUUGCCACGAUCGUCUCCCAGAGCAUUUCCGCUGCUGCAAAAUUGUUUUUCAGAUAAGCCAUCAUGCCGUCGUCGGCGAGAACGAUGUUGCACUUUGCCCCAGAGUUUCUCCUGUAGUGAUCGCGUGCUCUGAUGCAGGAGUUGAGGGUAGGCAUCAUCACCUCCUGCAAGCUCUCCUUGUAGACGGGGAUUUGAAUCGUAACGCUCAUCCAUUCCGCGUGCUUUGGUUUGUUCUCCGGAAUCACACUGCAGUACUUGGUGUUGGUUCGGAAUGCCUUGGCAGGGAUGAAGCACUUCAUGAUCGAGGAGAUCGAAAAGUAAACGUUCCAGAACAGACCGAUAAAGGCAAUCAGUGCCAGAAUUAUCUCUACAAUUACCCUGCCAACCCCGGUGAAAGUCCAAAUGGCCACGAACAACAAAAAGCCGACGAGAGAAACAGUUACCAAGAAGGAAAGUGUCGAUGUGUGUAGGGCAAUAGAAAGAGGUUCAGUCGGACGAUUGGUGGUAUUCAUAGGGGGUUUGGCCCACGGACUUCCAGCAAUUUGAUGCACCGCAUCGUUCAGCACACCAGUCUGGAAUAUCCAGUUUUCAAAACAGCCAAGGAAGUAGGAAUCGCACAAGGCAUUGCAAAAGCAUUCCAAAAGAGAGAACAAAGGAGAUAACGAGCGCGUGAGACAGUACUUUUAGAUGAUCSGCGGCACGAAUCAACAGGCAAACGCUUGCACACAAAACMUACCUUUCUGGGAUCGUUGAACAUGUUGGGUCGCUCCCAGUCUUCCUUCGAGUCUCCCCCCGAGGGAUCGUUGUCGUCGAAAAACUCCGCGAGGGCAUCCUGGUCUUGUUCAAAGGGAUCAAAGACGUUCGCAAAAUUGACGUAGUUUCCGAUCAUYGCGACUCCGUCGGGACUGACGUUGGCGUUGCCCCGGGCGRCACCGUUCGUGCGCCCCCCACGGGGUUUUGGGUGCUUUUGCUUGCCCGGUCGACUUCCCCCCCCGUUAACGUACGGAACGUCGUAGACGACCUCGACGUCGUCGUCGUCAUCUUCGUACUCGUUGUAGCUCGGCAUGCUGUCGUUUGGUUAUGGUGUUUUGUGUUUUCUUCUKUGGUGUUYUGGGCUGCUUGCGGUCUUGGUUCUCGGAUUUUGUUGGUUGAUUCGUCGGCAAAAGGUCGAAACCAUGUAGGUCUGCGGCAAUGCGAUUGAAGUGGUGAUUUGGAGUGAGGAAUAAAAUUUUUGCAAGCCA